GAAGCCAGAAGAGAGGGAGCAAAACCCAGCCCAGGCCGAGAGCUGCGUCCAGAAACCAAACCCGCCCUUCGCGUCGCAGAGGAGAUUUUUUUUUUAACCAUUAUUAUUAUUAUUAUUUUUAUUUUUAAUACCCCUGACCCGAGCACGGUGGCGGCAGCGGCGCCGGGGCAGGGAGGCUGUCCCGGUUAUUUAUUCUCUCCCCGCAGAGCUGUCCCUCCGGCUCACCAUGAUGUUCCGAGACCAGGUUGGCGUGCUGGCCGGGUGGUUCAAGGGCUGGAACGAGUGCGAGCAGACUGUUGCGCUGCUCUCCCUGCUCAAACGCGUCAGCCGGACCCAGGCUCGCUUCCUCCAGCUCUGCCUCGAGCAUUCCCUGGCAGACUGCACCGAGCUCCACAUCCUCGAAGGGGAGGCCAACAACCCCGGAAUCAUUAACCAGUGGCAACAGGAAUCCAAGGAUAAAGUGAUCUCCCUCUUGCUAACCCACCUGCCUUUACUGAAGCCCGGCAACAUCGAGGCGAAAGUCGAGUACAUGAAACUCUUGCCCAAAAUCCUGGCGCACUCCAUCGAGCACAACCAGCACAUCGAGGAGAGCAGGCAGCUGCUGUCCUACGCCUUGAUCCACCCUGCCACCUCCCUGGAGGACAGGAGCGCCCUGGCCAUGUGGCUCAACCACCUGGAGGACCGCACGUCGGGCGGCUUCGGUGGCCAGGGCCGCGGCCGCUCCGACUCGCUGGACUACGGGCAGCAGGCUCACUACUAUCACCAAAGACAGAACUCGGAUGACAAACUCAACGGGUGGCAGAACUCCUCCCGGGACUCCGGCAUCAGCGUCAGCGCCUCCAGCUGGCAGGACAAAAGCCUGGCCUGUGAGAAUGGCCACCUGCCCCUCUACUCCUCCUCCUCUGUCCCCACCACCAUCAACACCAUCGGCACUAGCACAAGCACCAUUCUCUCAGGCCAGACACACCACAGCCCUUUGAAACGCUCUGUGUCCCUUACCCCACCCAUGAAUGUGCCAAACCAACCUCUAGGACAUGGAUGGAUGUCUCAUGAGGACUUACGAGCUAGAGGACCCCAGUGCAUCCCUUCUGACCAUGCCCCCCUGUCUCCACAAAGCAGUGUAGCCUCUUCGGGAAGUGGUGGGAGUGAACAUUUAGAAGAUCAGCCUUCCGCUCGUAACACAUUCCAGGAGGAAGGGAGUGGGAUGAAAGAUGUCCCAGCGUGGCUGAAGAGCCUCCGGCUGCACAAGUACGCCGCCCUCUUCUCCCAGAUGACGUACGAGGAGAUGAUGGCCCUCACCGAAUGCCAGCUCGAGGCACAGAAUGUUACCAAAGGAGCGAGACACAAAAUAGUCAUCAGUAUCCAAAAGCUAAAAGAAAGACAAAACCUGCUCAAAUCUUUAGAAGGGGACAUCCUGGAAGGUGGCAACUUGCGUGUCCCGCUGCAGGAGCUACACCAAAUGAUCCUCACCCCCAUCAAAGCCUACUCUUGCCAGAACUCGAGCACGGAGGAGCAGAGCCCGAGGGACGUGGACUCUCAGCACCCCUCGUCGCUGCUGGGCUCGGACAGCCAAGGCUCGGACUGCAAGGACUCCGCGGCAGCCGGGAUGCAGCAGCACCACCUGCCGGGAUGCGAGGGCGAGUCCGGGGGAGCUCCUCUGCCCGAGGGUGACCUGCCCGGACAGUUCACCCGAGUCAUGGGCAAAGUCUGCACACAACUUUUAGUUUCCCGACCUGAUGAAGAGAAUAUAAGUUCCUAUUUACAGCUCAUAGACAAAUGUCUAAUCCACGAGGCGUUUACAGAGAUCCAGAAGAAGCGGCUGCUGUCAUGGAAACAGCAGGUGCAGAAACUCUUUCGGUCUUUCCCUCGGAAAUCCCUCCUGGAGCUGUCAGGAUACCGGCAGCAGAGGAGCCGAGGUUUUGGCCAGUCCAACUCCCUCCCGACAGCCGGAUCCGCAGGGGCAGGGCUGGCCCGGAGGAACCCCCGCCAGUUCCAGAUCCCCUCCCGAAACCUCCCCACGGCCAGGCUGGGGCUGCUGGGCCCCACGGGGCUGCUGGGCACCCCCCAGCGCAGCCCUGCUGCCAGCCCUGCCAUCCUCAAGCAAGGCAGACAGAACCUGUGGUUUGCCAACCCUGGGGGCAGUAACAGCAUGCCCAGCCGGAGCCACAGCUCGGUGCAGAGGACGCGCUCGCUGCCCGUCCACACGUCCCCGCAGACCAUGCUGAUGUUUCAGCAGCCAGAGUUCCAGGUGCCGGUGACUGAACCUGACAUCAACAACAGGCUGGAGUCCCUGUGCCUGAGCAUGACGGAGCACGCACUCAGCGAUGGUGUCGACAGAACCUCCACGAUCUAGAAGGCGUCGCCAGGGGGACGCUGGCCGGGACAACAACAACUGCUGCGGGUCCAGCGGCGAGGUCGGGGCUUGAGGGAGCCUCAGCAUAGCUUGCAUCCUUUCUCCUCUCUCCUCUCCUCUCCUCUCUCUCUCUCUCUCUCUCCUGUUUUAAUUUUGUGAAUGUGUAGAUUGUCCUUGUGAACAUAUCAUUAGACUUGGAA
Molecule: messenger RNA, 2553 nt
Organism: Sturnus vulgaris (Common starling)
Lineage: Eukaryota; Metazoa; Chordata; Aves; Passeriformes; Sturnidae
Source: RefSeq, a predicted model, not a curated record